Molecule: messenger RNA, 4493 nt
Organism: Cheilinus undulatus (humphead wrasse)
Lineage: Eukaryota; Metazoa; Chordata; Actinopteri; Labriformes; Labridae
Product: protein FAM160A1-like
Exons: 18
Coding region: 340-3831 (1163 amino acids)
Source: RefSeq, a predicted model, not a curated record
CAGGUCAGAAAAGGACCGAAACGACACUAAAUACGGUUUGAAACAACAAACCACGGGACUUAUGCUCGUUUGCUGGACUUUUAGAGAGAUUUGAAGUACUUUAAUUUGUUUCUGGGAGAGGCAGAAGCAGUUUUUGAAACUAACAUUCCUUCAUCUGGGACUAACCGGAGGUCAGCAGGCUUGCUCGUGCAUGUGGCAGUAGCAGAGAGGCCACCAGCUGCCCACCAUGCCCAGAAUGAGAGCCUGAUCCUGGGCUGAGAGAGCCCUCUGAUCCCCCCCCCCCACCAUCAGCCAGACACUGAUCUGUAUCAUGCUGUAACCACCUGACCACCAGUCAAAAUGAUGGCCUCAGUGAUGAUGGGGGGCAACCACAGGAAAGCCCUCACACUGAGAGGGGUGGACCCUGAGACCUGCAUGAUUGUUUUCAAGAACCACUGGGCUCAGGUCGUAAAGAUCCUUGAGAAACACGAGCCAGGUCGCAGCAGCACCAGUGCGCUGAGCUUCCUCUCUGGUCAUGGAAAUAACAACAGCAACGGCUCUGGAGCGUUACGCCUUGGUCCGAUCCCAGCUGACGAGGCCAGCGCCGUCCAGAACUACGUGGAGCACAUGCUGUUCCUGCUGAUGGAGGAGGAGGCGGGACAAGGUGGAGCGAUGGGUCCAAUCCUGGAGUUUGUGGUCCUGGAGGGUGUGAUGGAGAGGCUGUUCCUGUGGAGCCUGAGGAGACAGUUCACUGAGGACAUGAAGCUGGAGCAGCUCAGGAUGUACCAGAUGCUUCUAUCACAGGCCAGACAGCCUCUGCUGCAUCAUAAACCAGUUCUACGGCCGCUCAUGAUGCUGCUGGCUUCCUGUGCUGGAGCUGGAACAGACAGCGGGGGUGCGGUGGAGGCGGAGCUCGUCCUCCUGUUGAACCAGUUGUGUGUCGCUCUGGUCAAAGAUCCCUCAGUCCUUGAGCUGUUCUUUCACACCAGCGAGGACCAGGGAGCCGCCAACUUCCUGCUCUUCUCCCUGCUCAUACCGUACACGCACAGACAAGGCACAGUCGGUCAGCAGGCCAGAGACGCCCUCCUGCUCAUCAUGUCUCUGUCGGCCUCAGAUUCUCGAGUUGCCCAGCACAUCGCAGAGAACACCUACUUCUGUCCAGUGCUGGCCACAGGUCUGUCCGGUCUGUACUCGUCUCUUCCAGCCAGGCUGCAGGUUUACAGUGAGGACUGGCACUGUCUGGACCAGGCCGACUGGCAGCAGGUUCCAGCUCUUGUUCAUUUCCUGCACUCUCUGGACUUCUGUAGCGCUGUGACCAAGGUUGCUCAUCCCUCCAUCCGGGCGCAGCUGCUGGAUUAUAUCUACAACGGCUUCCUUGUGCCUGUCAUGGCUCCAGCUCUGCACAAGCUCACGGUAGAGGAGGUGAUGACCACCACGGCAUACCUGGAUCUCUUCCUGCGCUCCAUCUCUGAGCCCGCCCUCCUUCAAACGUUCCUGUCCUUCAUCCUGCUGCACACGCACGACAAAGUGCACAUACUGGACACACUGGUCAGCAGGGUCAACACACCUUUCCAGCUGGGUACAGUGUCGCUGGCUCUGUUCAGGACUCUGAUUGGUCUUUUCUGUGAAGAUGUCAUGCUGCAGCUGGUUUUCAGGUAUUUGAUUCCCUGCAGCCACCUCAGCAGGAAGCAGAAGUGGUCCCUGAAGCAGAGAGACUGCUACUCCUCCAGCGCUGCAUCCUUCCUGCUCCUCAUGCCCUCCUGGUGUCCCGGACACCUCUACAACACAAACGCUAAUGCACAGUCGGAACACAUCCACUGGCCCAAAGGAGCAGAUCUGUCAGUAACAGACAGCGUUGGUUACUGUCGAGGCUCAGACUUUCUAAUGGAUGUUAACUAUCUUCAUUACCUCUGGGACGCCCGUGAGGCCAUCUCAACUUCCUACAGGGCAUGUCAACUCUGGUCAGCUCCAUAUGAUGGAAUAAACCCUCUACCUCAAGAAUACCGAUCCAACACACCAGGGAAUGACAAAGAGAACGAAGACGACAUUGUCCGACGAAUAAAGAGUGACUCCAUCAGCUCUUCAGAGACAUCUCCUCAGGCCUUGGUCCUCUCCCCCACCCUGUCCUCUGAUACCGUCUCCACCAGUAACCGCGCAGGAAGAGCCAACUCUGCCCUAGAACUGGAGUGGGAUGACAUUUUUGCAGAUGAUGAUCCCUCUUUACAAACACUGACAAACACGCUGCUAACAAACGGCAGCAUUAGCAUGGAGGUCAACGGAAGCCCUUCUUUACCCUCGCCUCCUGGACAUCUACAGGAAAUGCGGCGCACUGCAACAAAGCUGGUGCACGGCUCGUAUGUGGAGGAGUCUGAGUUCCAGGAUGAUGUGCUGGUCUAUGAUCUCGUAGCUAAGAAUGAUACAAAGGCGGCCAUUUUGGAACGAAUCAUGGCAGCGAAUCGUCGGGCACGGGGGAACAUCCCAAAUGGGCAACAAGUAGCAACAGUGGCACCGACAUCAAAAAUAGCAACGAUGCUAACAACAACGGGGAAGACGGUCAUGGAAACAGUUAACAAUAUCAUGUCGACAAGGAGGAGGGGCGAGGAGGGAGGUAAAGAGGACAGGAAGACUGAGGAUUAUGGGCAGGAGGGGAAGAGGAGGGGUGAAGAUGGGAGGAAAGAGGAAAGAGAAGAAGAUAUGAAGAGGACAGAUGAGCAUGGAGAGUUAAAUGGGCGUCAUCUUUACACUAAUGGUUUUGAUGCUAAGUAUCACAUCAUCAGCAAAUGUGAUGAUGUCGAUGAGGACGUAAAGUCAUUUAACCCUAAAUGCAACUCGAAUGACUUCACAACUACUAACAAUCACAUGCUACACCACAGCCACACACAACACAACACUCAGCACCCAAGGCCAUAUUCUCUGACAAGUGCUGUACCUAAUGGCCAUUCAGAGCUGGAGCGCCAUGACCCGUCUGGUCCUGCGCCUGAUGCCAAGUCUCCAAGCCUGCCUGUUCACAAAACCAACAACAACAAUGACUUCCUGACACAAUACUAUGAGCUUAUGCUCUCUCUGGGGGUUGAGCCAGAAUGUGACAACAUCACGGAUGACAUAGGCUCAUUCAGGAAGCGGGUCAGAGCACUCAGGCACAAACUGGAAGAAGAGGACAGCCUCGGGGAACCCUUUGCUUUGAGCUCUUUGUGGGACAGCAGAGAGAAGGAACUAAUGGAGGAGGCGGAGAUGGAAGAGGAGGAGGAGGAGCAAGAAGGAGAGGAGGGUCGUAGUAGCAGUAAGGAUGGCAGCAGGAGGCAUGAAGUCCCAUUUACAGGUCCGUUUAUCAGUGUCCUCUUAUCGCGGCUUGAGAACCUACUGGAAAACUCCAUUGCAGUUAACCUGCUGGUGACGGGCAUCCUGGCCCAGCUGGCAUCAUACCCACAACCUCUUUUAAGAUCCUUCCUGCUCACCACAGACCCACAAAACCAACCCACCGUACGAACUCUGUACCAGGUGUUGGUGUCGGUGCAUGCUCAGAUUGAGCGCUUUGUCGCAGCCAGACCAGAUUAUCCUGCCCUGCUCACUCAGGCCUGGAGGUUCCUGUUGGUGAAAGACCAGGACAGCAAAGUCAGAGACUGCCUCCAGUCCCAUGAUGGGGACAUCAUCCUGGACCCAUCUCCUCCUAACGGUUCUGUGAAGAACGCCCUGGCUUUGCCUCCUUUCGGCGUCCUACCGCCUUGCCCUCCAAUUCCCUUGCAAGCCAAGAGCAAAGUGUUUGCAAUCAUCCUCUAUGCCGAGUUCUUGAAAGAGCUAGCCGCCAUCGCCCAGGAGCACAGCAUCGCACUGGACUGUUCUGCUGAGGAGUGAUGGGAGUAUUACUGGUGAAAGCCACCAGUCCAAUGGGGAAAAUCUGCGAAGAACUGCUCAGUGACCACCAGCAGAAGACUGUUUCUAAAAUCCCUAAAUUACAAGCACUAAAAUUGCACAAACAGGAAUGCAACAGAUAUAAGCAAUACAUGUUGAUAUUGCUUUAAAGCAUAAAUGAUGUACUCUAUGUUUAUAUUCCUGGCAGCACUUGAAUAUUUUAAAGUUUUCCCCAUGUGAAUAUGAAUGAUAUUUAUACAUAGAAGAAGAUAAAUAAUUAUUUUGAACAUAAAUCAGUGUUAUCUAUAUAUUUAUGAGAUUGGUGCAAUUAGUUUUGUAUGCUCUUUUCUGAAAUGGUUGCAUUAUUAUUUAAGGUGGAAAACAAAAUCUAUUUGGAAUUUUUUAUCAGACUUUUUAUAGCUGCCAUCUUAAACCAACCUACUCAGUCUAAUGAUGGAGUAAUCCAUGAACUACCAUAUAUCUAACCUGAGAUUUCAACCUUUAAAAAAAAAGAAAAAAAAGUUUUAAAUUCCACAGAAAAUCUGGCAGGAUAAUCUUCAUAACCAACAGAUACAGAGCCUAUAAAAGUGUUACCACCCUGGAUGUUUUUACCCUUUUAUUGAUUUUAUAAACCAAUCAUGGUGAGUAUGUUUUUUAACAAAAAA